AUGGGAGAAUCAUCUCGAAAAGAUCGUCCUCGAUCAAGGUCACCCGCAGGACGACAUCGCGACAAGGAUAAGCGAGAUCGUUCUCCCGCAUCAAAACGUGAAAAACACAGUCACAAUCAUCGAUCAUCUCGGCAUGACGACGAUGAAGAUCGACAUAGGAGGCACCGAAAGGAUAAGGAAAGAGAACGAGAUGAGACUGAAGAAGAGAGGAAGGAGCGAAAAAGAGCGAAGAAGGACAAAAAGCGAUCAGAAAAAGGGAUAGAUACAGUAGAUGACGAUUAUGACGAAUCUAUGUGGGUUGAGAAAGGUGCGGAGGAUACGGCAGUAGCAAAUAUUCCUACCUCAGACUCCCUAUCCUUACAGUCCAACCCGUCAGAUCCCAAGCCGAAAGUACCGUUACCAGGGACCACUUCUACCGGUACCCAAGGCAGAGAAAGGGAUUCAUGGAUGCUCGAACCUCUGGAUGGCACAACUUCAACCAUGCCGGCUUUCAGUAACAACAUCCCUCGAAGUGCAGGAAGAGCUGCCCCAGCUGACAGUGGCGGUGAGACUGAAGGCUAUGGCAAUGAAAUAUCUACGAACAGGAAUUUAGGUGGAGGAAUGGAUUUCUUCGAAGGAUUAGGCACAGUACAUGAGAGGAAAGAUCCAAAGGCUGAUUUGCCGGACCCUUCCAAGCUCGUCGUGGACAAGCGGUUCGAGCUGAAUACUCAGUUGCUGGAAGGGAAGAACGUUGACGAGUACGAAGUCAAAGAAAAGAAAGCCACACCCGGUGGACCAGGAUAUCAAUGGAGAAUGAUGAAAUUGAAACGGUUGUUUGAACAAGCAGAUGAACAAGGACGGGAAGUUGAAGAUGUAGCUUUGGAACGAUAUGGCAAUCUAGAGGAAUUCCAAGCAGCCGUCGAAGAACGUCGUAUCGUAGAAGAAAGAGAGUCGAGACGUAAAACGCGUCGUGGUCCAGGAGGGUCUGAUGGAUUCUCAACUCCCGGAGGAGGAUCGUCGGGUAUGCGAACACCAGAUACCAGUGGAAGAAGAUUCAUGUUCACCAACCCUUCUGGUGGGGAUGACUUUGGCACCAGUAGGCCAAGCUCAAGGGCAGGGUUCAGACGGCCCGGCGAGGAGAAUGACUUCCAGACUCCUUCUGGAAGAGUCGAUGAUCUACGUCGUGCAGAAAGCUUUGGUACACCUGGACCUACAAGGGCAAGCGGUUUAGGAACUGCACCAAGGGUUUCUACACCUAUCCCAAGCGUUUUCACUCCUACCACACUCACUCGCUCAGGCUCAGGAUAUCCAUUCAACACUCAAUCCCAAGCGGGACAGAUGCAAAACCCUGAUCCAACAUCUUCCAAACCACCUUUAACGACUGAACAACUAAACAAGCUACAAGCCAAAGUCAUAAGAGCGAAACUCAUGGACGAUCCAAACGCCCUUUCUUUGGAAGAAGAAUACGAAAAUGAACGCAUCAAGUCGGAGAAAGCUGGUGAGAACGGCGGGAUGUGGGAAGGCAGUGGCAAUGAGAAUGGCUUGCAAGGACAACUUGGUAGGACUGACGAGAAAGGGAACAGAGUAGAAGUUCAGGUUCUUCCUACCCUCGACGGUAGAGGAAAACUAUAUGACGUAGGGACUGGUCAAGUGGAUGAUCCCAGUCAACAGCCGGGUAACAGAAGGAAAAAGGUCGAAAAGUUCGAAACAAGAGACAAGGAAGGAAAUAUCCUUCGUUAUAAUGCAGACGACGAUAACCAAUCCCUAGGUGAGCUCGUUCGUCAGGAGAAAUUCGGCGCUGGGUCGCAGGAUCAGAAGAACAUGGAUGCGGAAAUGGCAGCUGCAAUAAGCCGAGAUGCCAAAUUUGCAUCUGAUGUGGAUUACAUGGAUGACAACGUGGAGAAACUGGCAAGAAGGAAGAUGAAAAGCGAUGCCAUGAAACGUGCUUUUGCUAUCAACGACUAUGCUCGUACGAAGAAAGCAUUAGAUUCGUGUCCAUUCUGUUAUCAAGAUGACCGACCUCCCCUCGCUGCCGUUGUCGCGUUAGGUACUAGAACGUACAUGUGUUGUACGCAAUAUGAAGAAUUGGUAUCUGGACAUUGCUUAAUUGUACCACUUCAGCACCAUCUAAGUACGUUGGAGAUGGAAGAUGAGGAUUGGGACGAAGUCAAGAACUUCAUGAAAUGUUUGAUGCGGAUGCACGCUCAAACGAAUCACGGAGUAAUCUUCUUCGAAACUGUUCUAUCAUUUAAACAUCAGAAACAUACUUGUAUUGAAGCUAUACCAGUACCAUUCGAGACUUUUCAGGAUCUACCUGCUUACUUUAGAGAGUCAAUCUUAUCUUCAGAAGGGGAAUGGACGCAACAUAAGAAGAUUAUCGAUUUCUCUUCGAGACCAGGUGGAUUUAGGAGAAUGAUGGUUCCGAAUUUACCUUAUUUCAUGGUUCAAUGGGAUUAUAAAGGUGAAAAGGGAUAUGGUCAUGUGAUUGAAGGUGUUGGUGAAUCUGGUACAGGUGCAGGCGGAGGUCAAGACGAGGAGGCCGAAGGCGAUGUCGGUGGUGCGGGAAGUAAAGAAGAUGAGUUCCCAAGAUAUUUCGCAGCAGAAGUAAUAGGUAAUAUACUAGGAUUGGAACCUCGUAAAUGGAGAAAACCUAGAAAAAUGGAUCACAACAUGAAUAAAGAAAGAGCAAGACAAUUAGGACAGAAAUUCCAACCUUUCAACUGGACUGUUGGACAGGGUGUUUAA
Kwoniella shivajii is the source of this 2724-nucleotide messenger RNA. RefSeq lists its product as uncharacterized. NCBI's taxonomy places the organism in Eukaryota, Fungi, Basidiomycota, Tremellomycetes, Tremellales, Cryptococcaceae. The coding region runs from base 1 to 2724 and encodes 907 amino acids. The transcript is spliced from 10 exons. The record is from RefSeq and is a predicted model, not a curated record. Gene Ontology annotation, cellular component: post-mRNA release spliceosomal complex. Gene Ontology annotation, biological process: mRNA splicing, via spliceosome.